Arabis nemorensis is the source of this 975-nucleotide messenger RNA. Lineage: Eukaryota; Viridiplantae; Streptophyta; Magnoliopsida; Brassicales; Brassicaceae. The record is from the annotation of a GenBank genome assembly.
AUGGCUCAAUUCCCAGUUUUCAUACCAGCCAAGUCGUUUCCUUCGAUCCUCUCACAUGAAACCUUGAUCAAUCACUUUCAGACCAAUCUCCCCACACAUUCCUCAACAAUCACAAGCCCUGUCCGCCAAAACUACACCGUUUCACCACCUUCCUCUCUCCUCCUCAUGCCUUCUUGGUCAUCUUCUUCUUCUCUCCCUUACAUGGGUGUCAAGCUUGUGACCUAUUUCCCUCAUAACUCCUCUCAGAACUUACCUGGCAUCCAUGGAUCCUACACACUCUUCAGCUCCACCACAGGCCAAACCCUAGCUUCAAUGGACGGUACCGUUUUAACGCUUUACCGUACUUCCUCUGUUUCAGGUUUAGCCUCCAAACUCCUAGCUAGAGACGAUAGUCAGGUGCUGAUCAUGAUUGGUUCCGGUGCUCUCGCACCACACCUGAUCAAAUCCCAUCUAGCUGCAAAACCAUGCUUGAGAAGAGUGAUCAUAUGGAACAGAACUGUUCAAAAGGCUCAAGAUUUAGCUGAAACUCUCUCUGAGGAUUCCCAACACAGCGAAAUCUCUUUCGAGAGCCACGAUUCGCUAGACGAAAUCAUUCCUCUGGGAGAUAUCAUAAGCUGUGCAACAAACUCGACUGUUCCAUUGGUCAAAGGUGAGUUUUUGAAACCGGGAACUCAUCUUGACCUUGUUGGAUCGUUUAGCCAUGAAAUGAGGGAGUGUGACGACAAUGCGAUACAGAGAGGGAGUGUGUUUGUAGAUAACGAGACUGCGUUGGAAGAAGCGGGAGAGCUCGUGGGAGCGUUUGAGCGAGGAGUGAUUAAGAGAGAAGACAUUUGUGGGAAUUUGGUUGAGUUGAUAAAAGGAGACAAAGAAGGGAGAAAGAGUUCAACAGAAAUAACGGUUUUUAAGUCUGUUGGUUCGGGUACCGUAGAUCUCUUAACUGCACAACUCGUUCUCGAGACUUAUCUUAGCCGUUAA